This is a messenger RNA of Oryzias latipes (Japanese medaka), 968 nucleotides long. NCBI's taxonomy places the organism in Eukaryota, Metazoa, Chordata, Actinopteri, Beloniformes, Adrianichthyidae. The record is from RefSeq and is a predicted model, not a curated record.
ACGCGCACCGCUGCUAACCGUCGUAAAAUGAGGCGACACUAGAACGACUAACCCUCGGCUGCCAAACAAGCGUGGCUCUGUAACCUAAAAUAUAUUAAUAGUUUUAUAUGUUGCUUGUUUUACUGUUAGCGAAGUGAGAUUACAAAAGAGCGUCGACACAUUUACAUAAAGCGUUGUCAAGAACCCGUGAGAAUGUUUAAGAAAUUUGAUGAGAAGGAAAAUGUGUCCAACUGUAUCCAGCUGAAAACAUCUGUGAUCAAAGGCAUUAAAAAUCAACUGUUGGAUCAGUUUCCUGACAUUGAGCCAUGGCUCAAUCAAAUCAUGCCAAAAAAGGACCCUGUCAAAAUAGUCAGAUGGUACGCUCUGUUUCCACUUUCCAGAGUUUCCAUUUUAAGGGUUUGCUUUUUAUUUAAUUGUAUUGUCUGGUUUUCAUUUAGCCACGAACACAUUGAAAUCCUAACUGUGAAUGGAGAGCUGCUGUUCUUCAGACAAAGAGAAGGACCGUUCUACCCGACUCUCAGACUACUGCAUAAAUAUCCUUUCAUCCUCCCUCACCAGCAAGUGGACAAAGGUGCCAUCAAAUUUGUCUUAAGUGGUGCAAAUAUUAUGUGUCCCGGGUUGACGUCACCGGGUGCUAAACUCUACCCUGCUGGUUCUGACACUGUAGUUGCCAUUAUGGCAGAGGGAAAGCAGCAUGCACUUUGUGUUGGUGUGAUGAAGAUGUCAGCAGAAGACAUAGAGAAAGUCAACAAAGGAAUUGGAAUAGAGAACGUGCACUAUCUAAAUGACGGCUUGUGGCACAUGAAGACUUAUAAGUGAUGCAGCAUCUCAUCCAGACCUCCAAAACAUGUAAAGCUCUGCACAUUGAAACAUGGGCUGUUCACACUUGGAUAUAACCAUGUAACCCUCUGGAGGCUUUAAAUCAGCCGUCACAAUUCACAAACACAAUAAAAGAUCUUCAAUUUCAA